CUGACAAACACAGCCUGACCAAUCAGGACAGCACAAACCCUGAGGUCAAUGGCUUCAAAAGGGGGAAAAAAUCUAUCAUCUGUACCCCAAAGUGGGCCAGUCAGCUCCAACUCGAGUUCACUGGUGUGAAGAAGCAGACGUGUGUGUGCUUCUCUUCUGAGCCUUUGUUCUGCCUUCUCAGUUUGUAGCUUUUAAAGUGGAAGGUUUUAGGUGAGACAAAAUGAAAGCAGCAGGUCUGCUGGGACUCAUCCUGCUGUCAGUCACCACCUUCGCCGCAGAAGAGUCCUGCGUGAGUCGCUGCGGUACCUUCAACCCACUGAAGAAAUGUCAGUGUGACUCCAAGUGUUUGUACUACGGGAGCUGCUGUGGAGACUUUGACACUGUGUGCCCCAAGAAAAUUGCUCGUGGAGAUACGUUCGAGGAACCUGAAGAAAUCAUAAUGACACCACUCUCAACUAAUGUGUAUACAACCACAGCAGCCACCACCACGCCAUCACCAACAGCAGCUGCCACCACACCAUCCAUCGACCCCGUGGCAGCACCCUGCAGCGGCCAUCCUUUUGACGCUUUCUUACAACUGAAGAACGGGUCAAUUUAUGCGUUCAGAGGUGCCUAUUUUUUUGAGUUGGAUGACAAAGCCAUCCUUCCUGGUUACCCCAAACUCACUGAGGAUGUGUGGGGAAUUUCUGGACCCAUUGACGCUGCUUUCACACGCAUCAACUGCCAGGGAAAAACCUACAUCUUCAAGGGCAACAAAUACUGGAGAUUUGAGGGUGAUGUCUUGGAUGCAGACUAUCCGCGUGAAAUUUCUGUUGGUUUUCAAAACAUACCAAAUGCUGUUGAUGCAGCAUUUGCUAUACCAGCACCAAGUCAUCGCGGCAAGGAAAAAGCCUACUUUUUCAAAGGGGACAAGUAUUACCAGUAUGAGUUCAGACAUCAGCCCUCACAUGAAGAGUGCGUGCACAUGAGUGCGUCCUCUCCGUCUGUGCUGUUCACCCAGUACACAGACCUGUUCUGUGAUCAGACAUGGGAGGAUCUCUUUACAAAGCUCUUUGGAGACUCCUUCAGCAGUCUUCCAAAGAUGCCUCGCUUAAUCAGCAGGGACUGGGUGGGCAUCAGGCCUCCUGUGGAUGCUGCCAUGGUGGGACAAGUCUUCCUCACCCCUAAACCCACUCCAUCACCUCCUGCGCCAGCGAGGAGGCCGAGCAACCGCCGGAAGAAGCCAGGCAACAGGAGAGGACAGCAACAAAGGCAGAGUCGCCAGGCAUUCUUGGAGGAUUUAUUUGGUUAUGGUUACAUGUUUGGAGACUACAGCGACUUCAGUGACAUCACUGAUGAAAGCACCGCGCCGCAGCAAGAACGCACACCUGUUCAAAAUGUCUACUUUUUUAAGAGAGAUAAAUACUUCAGGGUGGAUUUGCAGACAAAAAGUGUGGCCUUUGCCAACCCUCCUUACCCACGAUCCAUUGCAAAGUACUGGCUGGGCUGCAAGCAGGAAGACUCAGCUGACACAUCGAAGGCAGAGAAGAAAUAAGUAGACUGACAUGGAAACAAUGGAGAUAUUUAUUUAUGCUUUAUCUCCAACACAGUCAUUACACUCUAAUGAACCUGUAUUAAUUAAUAGAUUUUGUUAUGUUAGCUUGUAGGAAUUCUUCCGUACAUGAUAAAAAAAUGGUGUUUUUAAUUUCAUCCCAUAUUUAGGAUGAAAUUCUGCAUUCAUUAAUAAAUGCAAGAAUACAGUGUUUAUGAGCCUUUUAUAAUAUUGUCCUUGCCUGAAUUGCACAGAGACACACACAGAACUUCUGAAGCUAAGCACAACUCCUGUAACUUAAUAAUGAUAGGAAUAUUAAUCAGUGUUAUCAUCCCUUAAACAACUCAAC
Molecule: messenger RNA, 1880 nt
Organism: Thalassophryne amazonica
Lineage: Eukaryota; Metazoa; Chordata; Actinopteri; Batrachoidiformes; Batrachoididae
Gene: vtnb
Product: vitronectin b
Exons: 8
Coding region: 221-1534 (437 amino acids)
Biological process (GO): cell adhesion mediated by integrin; cell-matrix adhesion
Molecular function (GO): extracellular matrix binding
Source: RefSeq, a predicted model, not a curated record